This is a messenger RNA of Nicrophorus vespilloides, 1347 nucleotides long. RefSeq names its product egl nine homolog 3 (gene Hph). The record is from RefSeq and is a predicted model, not a curated record. The transcript is spliced from 4 exons. Gene Ontology annotation, cellular component: cytoplasm; nucleus. Gene Ontology annotation, biological process: peptidyl-proline hydroxylation to 4-hydroxy-L-proline; cellular response to hypoxia. The coding region runs from base 88 to 1200 and encodes 370 amino acids. Gene Ontology annotation, molecular function: ferrous iron binding; peptidyl-proline 4-dioxygenase activity; L-ascorbic acid binding. Lineage: Eukaryota; Metazoa; Arthropoda; Insecta; Coleoptera; Silphidae.
UCGGAGUCAAACUAAAAUCUUUUUAUCGCAAUAUGGCAGCAAUGUCAUAGUGCUGGUACGUACUAGAAAAGAUCGUGUUCCGUAAAAAUGAAUUCAGUUCUGUUCUGCGUGGUCUGCGGUAGCAACGAGAAAGUACACAGGUGUUCGAGCUGCAAGUCAACGUACUAUUGCUCAAGAGAACAUCAGAAACAGGAUUGGAAGCGUCACAGAGAAGAGUGCAAAGCACGCAUCAACGGACGCGCCACCAACAUCGAGCAUUCUGUGGAGCAGCAUCAGGGGAACCCCCAGUUGCCAGACGAGGGUAGCUCUGAAAGCGAAAUACUGAGAUCACAGGCCGAGUGUUUAAAUCCGCAUUAUAAGGAGGACAAGACACCGACUGAGAAAGCCCUGAAAUCUGCCAGGACAGCCAUGCCAAUCAGUGGAGAGAACAUUGUACAUCCCAAGAGACCUGACUUUAAGGACUUCCCAGAGAGUUCGCACUUCUUGCAUGAGGCCCACAAUGAGACAACAAAUGGGAUCUGCAGGAAUGUGAUCCAUGACAUGGAUGCAUAUGGUGUGUGUGUUGUUGACAAUUUUCUGGGUGAUGGUCAGGGGAAGGCAGUGCUGUCAGAGGUGCUCGAUAUGUCCACCAAAGGGGUAUUUAAGGAUGGCCAAUUGGUUAGCAGCAAUGGCAGACAAGAUCUGAAGACCAUCAGAGGUGAUCAGAUCACAUGGAUUGAUGGUAGGGAGCAGCAUUGCACUCAAAUUGGAAAGCUCAUCAGUCGGGUUGAUGCUAUAAUCAUGAGAGCAAACAAAAUGUACAAUAAUGGUAAACUGGGAGACUAUAACAUCAAUGGAAGAACCAAGGCUAUGGUUGCUUGCUAUCCAGGAUCAGGUUCGCAUUACGUGAAACACGUGGACAAUCCGAACAGGGAUGGAAGAUGUAUUACGGCCAUCUACUACUUGAAUCUGCAUUGGGAUAUUAAAUGUAGCGGAGGAUUGCUGCGAAUUUUCCCAGAAGGCUGGACCGAUAAAGUUGCAGACAUAGAGCCGCUAUUCGAUAGGUUAUUAUUCUUCUGGUCGGAUAGGCGGAAUCCGCACGAGGUGCAGCCCGCAUUCCACACGAGAUACGCGAUAACGCUAUGGUACUUUGACGCGAGAGAAAGAGAGGACGCUUGCAGGCGUUAUGAAAAAGAUCGUUCCUCUUUGAAGAAGAAAUGAAACGAGGCUCCGACGAUGAAGGGGAGUGCGAUUCGUUCAGUGAUGUGAUAUUUAUUUAAAGGAAAAAGGGACUGCUGGAAGGAUGAUGAGUUCGUUGUGGUAGUGACGAUUUCUUUACAUAAUAGAAGAAAAAAAUAACAUACUUAU